Messenger RNA from Salvelinus sp. IW2-2015, 338 nucleotides. The record is from RefSeq and is a predicted model, not a curated record. NCBI's taxonomy places the organism in Eukaryota, Metazoa, Chordata, Actinopteri, Salmoniformes, Salmonidae.
GGAUGGCUACUAUUCCCACCGCCCCAAGGAGAAAGUCAGAGUGGACAGCAACAAUGAGAACUCUGUGCCCAAAGACUUUGAGAACAUAGACAAUAGUAACUUUGGCGCCCGUUCYCAGCCCCAGCGCCAGCCCCCAGGGGGCGCUAACAGUAACAAACACAGGGAGAGGCUGCAGGAGAAGGCCCAUGCCGAACAGGCAACCUGGAAGGAUAACGCUCCGAUUCUCAGCCGGAGCUCCAACGAGGUUCUCCAGUACGGACGAGCCGUAGCCCAGAAUGGCUCACUUCCUGUGGGCCCGAAAGCGGUUGGAGCCGGGGUGGGCUCCAGGAACCACCACA